AAAUUGUGUCAUUAUUUUAUUAACCACGUCGUCAUGAUCACAAGAACAACAAGUGAACAAACAACAUUAUCGCCAUGGGCAAUAUGAAUCAGAAUUCGUGUCAAUCAGAACAAUCGUCAACGUCGUCUACAGAUUCGAAUCGUAAAUCUAAAAUUCCGGUUGACCAAAAUGAAUUGAAGAAUCGUCUGACACCUAUUCAAUAUGCUGUGACACAGUUGAAAGCGACUGAAAGACCAUUUACAGGUGAAUACAAUGAACAUCGAGAUCGAGGUGAAUACUUAUGCAUUGUUUGUGAACAAGAAUUAUUUGCUUCGGAUUCUAAAUUUCCUACUGAAUGUGGUUGGCCCGGAUUCAAACGACCAAUACAACAGGUUAAUGUUGCUCUUACAGAAGAUUUAUCGCAUAAUAUGAUUCGAACCGAAGUUACAUGUUCAUCCUGUAAUGCUCAUCUAGGUCAUGUAUUCGAUGAUGGUCCUUAUCCCGAAAGAACACGUUAUUGUAUUAAUUCUGCCGCCUUGAAAUUUAUGAAAAAAAUUCCUAAAUGAAGCUUUGCUCGUGAUAUAUGAUAUAU
Dermatophagoides pteronyssinus (European house dust mite) is the source of this 571-nucleotide messenger RNA. RefSeq names its product peptide methionine sulfoxide reductase MsrB-like. Gene Ontology annotation, biological process: protein repair; response to oxidative stress. Lineage: Eukaryota; Metazoa; Arthropoda; Arachnida; Sarcoptiformes; Pyroglyphidae. Gene Ontology annotation, molecular function: peptide-methionine (R)-S-oxide reductase activity. The record is from RefSeq and is a predicted model, not a curated record. Gene Ontology annotation, cellular component: cytoplasm.